GUCGAUAGUUUUGGAACAGUUUUCGCGCACAGUCCCCGACACCGCUACAAUGCGAUUUGCAGUAGCGUUUUUGAUAGUCACUUUAUGUGUUUUUUACGUAGUUAAAGCAGAACGACACCGGGCACCGGAAGCGGGGUAUGGAAGAGAUGUCACCACUAGUGGUCCUACUAGGAAACGAUGGCUCGACAAAAUUGUCCCAGCGAUUGCGGAGAGGAUAAAAAAAUUAACCACCACUACGACGACAACUACAAAAAAACCUACUAAAACUACUAAGCCAAAACCAACAAAGAAAACCACGACGAUGAGGACAACGAAGGCUCCAAAAACUACUACCAUGAAGCCUACUAAAACAACAACGUUUAAAACGACGACUCUCGCUAGAACGAUGCUUGUUACUACAACAGUUCGUACCACUACUAUUGCUCCAACUACUACCAAACCAACCGUAACUGUACCAACUACUACAGCAUUCGCUUCAACUACUACGAUGGUUCCGACAACUUCUAAAACCACAAUGGCGUCAACCACAACCACUCUACCGCCGACAACCACAACAACAUCAACUACUACAGCAAAGCCUUCAACAAUUUCUACUACUAUUCCUACUACAACUGCAACGAUACCUUCGACUACAGUAUCUCCUUCCACUACUACUAAGACUACUGUUGCUCCAUCGACAACGGCACAGACUACAACAAUACUUCCUUCGACCACGACUUUCACUACUCCUGCUCCAACGACUACCACGCCAACUACUACUACAGUUCCUUCAACCACUGCUCCUGCUUCAACGACAACGACAAAACCUACUACUACAGUUCCUUCCACCACUACUACCACUACUCUUGCUCCAACGACAGCAACACAACCUACUACAACUACGGUUUCAUCAACUACUACUACAACAACAACAAUUACUACUACUACUCCUGCUCCAACUACUACGACGCAAACUACUACUACAACUCCUUCGACCACUACUCCUGCUCCAACGACAACAACACAGCCUUCUACUACAGUUCCUUCUACCACGACUACCACCACUACUGCUCCAACGACAACAACACAAACCAUUACAACAACUCCCAAACCAACUACCACUACUACGGUGGCACCCACUACUACUACUACUACUGCAGCUCCUCCUACUACAACAACACCUGUGACGACUACAACAACUAUACGAGCGUCCACGAUUGUACCAACAACUCCACAAGCUACUACAACAACCACUACUGCUGCUACUACAACGGUGAAAACAACGCCAAUUGUUUUCUUCCCGACUCCCAGAGCAGGCAAUGGUAACGGUGGAGGUAACGGCAACGGUGAUAGAGGAGGUAACGACAACGGACGCGGUAAAGGUAAAUGUUCUCCUUAUUGGUUUAACAAAAUUCUUAUUAUUCUAUUGCCUUCCAAUUCCAGCUUAAGCAAGUUUUCGCGCACGCAUCUUCAUUCGACGAUGAAGAUUGCUGUCGGAUUUUUGGUGUUUGCCAUAUUGGCAGAGUGUGUCGUAGAUGCGCGUAACAAGCAUUCGAAAGAGAAGGAUGACACGUAUGCAAUGAUUGACAUUGCAAAAGGAUGGAUGCAGAUUUACUUCAAAAUACCACCUGGCUUACAAAAGCGUACCACUACGCGUGCAAUGCGUACUACAACACGCCCAACAUUGAGGACGACCAAACCAUCUACUACAAAGAAACUUCCUGCAUGGAUGACUACAGCAAGGACAACAGUAAAGCCUCGGCAGAAUGUCACACUACCUACCGUUGGAAUGACAACAAAAUCGGGAGCAAUGGUGACAACUACGACUAAGAUAACCACCACUACUGCAAGAUUGACGACCACCGCUAAGCCAAUGUUUACCACGACGACUACUGCAACGACGAAACCUACUACAACUGUUGUGACUACAACGACAAGACCAACUAGUACUUCAACGACUGCACCAACAACGACGACUAGGCCAACAACUACCUCCACCACUGUCGCACCAACAACGACGAUUAGGCCAACAACUACCUCCACCACUGUCGCAACAACAACAACCACUAGACUCACUACUACUUCUACUACUCUUCCAACGACGACCGCUAGACCCACUACUACUUCUGCUACUGCUCCUGUUACAACUACUUCCACUACUGUCCCGACAACAACGACCACCAGACCAACAACAACCUCCCCUACCGUCCCAACAACGACGCCUUCCACAACUAUUCCGACAACAACGACUAGACCAACUACUACAUCCACUACUGUUCCACCAACAACGACCACCGUCCCUGCAACAACGACUACCACCACCGUCCCUACAACAACCACGACUAGACCAGUGACAACUGUAGCAGUAACUAAUACAGCACCUGCGGCCACCACAACAGUGUCUGCCUCUACUGCUGCAAGCGUAACAUCAACUACCAUUCCGUCAACUACCACGGUUGUCACUACAACAACAUCUACUCCUGCCGCCAACAAGAUCAGUGCCCCGACGAGUGCUGUUACCACCGCUUCUCCCACCACUACAACAACGGCAGCCAAGAGCUCCGAUAGCUACUCCUACGGUGACUACGGCGAAUAUUCCAGUUACUAAGGACACGGAUGGGCCAGAGGUGUCCAGCUCCGUGGAAUACUACUACGACGACGAGUACGAGGAUGGAGUGAUCAUUACAGUACCUACGAUCAUCAGCGAAACAACAUCAACCGCUGCUAGUGUUGCUGAUACCAAAAGGUCUAAAACAAGGAAGAAUACUAACAAAAACAAGCGGAAGAAUAAGCAGAAGAAAAAGGACAAGGAAAAGGAAAAGAAAAACAAUAGCAAACAAGUAGAAGUUAGCAAAAAAUCAAAAACUGCAUAAGGGAAUUAAGCUCUAGUUUGCUAGGUUUUGUUCAGUAAUAAAUGAUCUUCUGUAUUAUUGAUGCAC
Molecule: messenger RNA, 2918 nt
Organism: Anopheles coluzzii
Lineage: Eukaryota; Metazoa; Arthropoda; Insecta; Diptera; Culicidae
Product: mucin-2-like
Exons: 4
Coding region: 50-2587 (845 amino acids)
Source: RefSeq, a predicted model, not a curated record